This is a messenger RNA of Triplophysa rosa, 2752 nucleotides long. RefSeq names its product lactamase, beta-like 1b (gene lactbl1b). NCBI's taxonomy places the organism in Eukaryota, Metazoa, Chordata, Actinopteri, Cypriniformes, Nemacheilidae. The coding region runs from base 533 to 2233 and encodes 566 amino acids. The record is from RefSeq and is a predicted model, not a curated record. The transcript is spliced from 7 exons.
GAGUGUCUGGCAAAAAUUGUGUGGUUUAUCUGCCUGUGGCGUUGUACUGUUAAUUGUUUAGAAUAAAAGAAUAUUUCAAAUAUUAUCACAGCAUUUGAAGUUGGAUUCACCCUAGGCCCUAGGCGUUACCUAAAGCAGGGAAUGCCACUCUAGUUGGAAGCAGGAAACAAGUCAAGUGAACUGAUUUGCAGGGAUUAACAUAAAGAACCGCUCUGGUUUGAUGGAUUUUAAAAGGGUAAAUCUAGGGAUUAUGAUGUCAGAUCAGACGCUGGGGUGGGGGGAAAUUGAAUUGUCAAAGGGAAUCUGGUGGCCAGGAUUAUGCCACAGUGGAGAUUGCCGGAGUCAGGUGUUUGUGUUCCCAGUGGUGACCAUGUUGUGGUGACAGUUAUGGAGUAGGACUCACCGGAACGGCUCUAUAUAAUAUAGAUUCACUGCAUAAGGCUUCUUGAGUAAUGGGAUUUCAAGUGCAAAUGGAUAUUUACUUGCACCUAGCCCGGCACUUGCCAUAGAUGGACUGACCAAAACUAGCAAGAUGAAGGUGAAGUGGACUCAACUGGGCUUGAUCUUUUUCUUGCUGUUAUCUGUCAUUAUGACUUCUUGCUUCAUCUGGCAGUACCAACUGCCCAAACUAGAGCCAGAUGGAAAUCUUGAUGGAAAUUCCAGAUCUGAACGAAUGUGCCCUCGCUUUCCCGAGCCCACCACUCUGGAACACCCCAUUCCUACUUUGAAAGAAGCACUUGAAAAGGUUGACUUUAUGUUGCGCAACAGCAUCAACCCUAUCAGCCUGCCCGCGUUGUCUGCUAUUGUAAUUUAUAAUGACACAGUACUGUGGACUGGAAACUUUGGAAAGAGAAAUGGGAGUGAUCUAAACUCUCCACCACCAAAUGAGUACACCAUCUACAGAAUUGCUAGUCUAUCCAAGCUGUUUCCCACUUUGAUGCUAUAUCGAUUAUGGGAGGAUGGUAAGGUGGGCUCUCUGGAUGACCCACUCGAAAAAUAUGUGGACAUAUUCACCAUUAAGAACCCCCUGGGCAAAAGCAAAGACUCCGAACUGAAAUAUGUCACUGAUGGCCUUAUCUUUCUGGACAGCGGUGAGGUUCAAAUUCGAUCGUCCUCCGUAACACUAAGAAGAAUGGCCAGCCAGCUUUCUGGUCUACCUCGAAGGCUUCGUGCAACUAACUUGUUAUGGAAAGGAAAGACCCAAACUGCUGUCAGCCUCCUGCAAGAUGAUGUGCUUGUUGCAGAUCCAGGAACUAAAUGUCACUACAGCAAUCUGGCCUUCUCUUUGCUGGCCCACAUACUGGCUGAAAAAGUAGUAGGUGUAAACUACCAGCGAUGGAUCGCUGAGAACAUUCUGGGCAGGCUGGGAAUGGAGGACACUGGUUUUGACAUCAACCCUGGUAUCCAGAGUCAAAUGGCCGUGGGGGUCUACUCCAGUGGUCAGACGGCACCUCUGUAUGACCUGGGUUGGUACCGUCCAUCGGGCCAAAUGUAUUCCACGGCUGCCGACAUGGCUAAAUUAGCCAUGGUGUUGCUGGGAGCCUAUCACCGAAAGCUGCUGGAACCCGACACUCUCAAAAUCAUGCUAACUCCUCUUUUCCGCUGCGAUAAAGACUACUUCGCCAACCGGACCGGAACUCCAUGGGAGGUAAACGAACAGCUGGGAUAUGAAGUGCUCCGCAAAGAUGGAGAUUUAGACGGAUACUCCGCAACUUUCUCUUUGGUCCCUCGCCUCAAGCUAGGCUUGGUGGUGCUAAUGGCGGGCACGAGGCCACAGAACCAAGACGUUGUGUCGAAGGCUUACUCGUAUAUAAUUCCAGCCAUGGAGAGAGCUUUCAGGGAAGCCAGGCGUAUUUUGAAUCCACCACCCAACCCCGCACCAUACGUGGGCUUUUACACUUACGGCAACAUUACUUUUUAUGAGAUUAAAGUAGGGACAGAUGGCGUCUUGAUCAUGCAGCAGUUUGGACCUCAAAUAGAAGAUCUCAUCCCCGAGCGUUAUCGGACCAUAAAAUUGAAUUACCUAGUGGACCGGGUUUUCAGAGUGGUGUUUGAGAAAGAAUACCCCUGUGCGUUACGUCUCAACACAGCAUCGGUCUCGCUUGAAGCUCAGGAUGGGCAGCUUUUUAAUUUCUACGUCUUUGACAAGAAUGGGCUUUCUCCAGGAUUUGAUGCUCCGGGGCUUAACACGUAUAAUGUGGUUCGAAUAGCCCGCAGACCCACAUUCUCCUAAAGAAAGGCUUUAGAAAAACUGUGAUUUAAAAACCUAGGGGUUUAUAUAUAUACUAUAUAUAUUGGCUAGAUUGGAUUAAAUGAUAACAGUCACCUCUGGUAUUAUUUUACUUAUUUCUAUGCUGGUUAUCUAUGUGAACAUAACUUGUUUUGUACAUGUACUGUAUAAGUCCUUGUAUAUAAAAAUGACCCAUAUUUUCAUGUUCUCAAAUACACUUAUAUGCAAUUGUAUUUAAGAAUGUUUUUGUACAGUUGGCUUCACACGUUAUUGUACAUACAAUGUUCUAGCAUGAUGAAUGGUCCAUGUGUCUUUUAAACUAUGGUUUGUGUUAUUUAAGUAUGUGUUAUUUUAGCCAAUCAUGGUCACCUGUUUUAUUUUUGUGCCAUGGCAAUCGGAUAUUCGGACCUCCAAAUGUAAUUUAUGCAAAAUAAGCCUUGUAGAUCCUGUUGUAUGCAAUUAAAUAAAUUGAUGAUGUAAAUGAGCGCCCUAAAAUGUAUAAUUGUUGAUCAUCAAAACUAA